Molecule: messenger RNA, 5930 nt
Organism: Corythoichthys intestinalis (scribbled pipefish)
Lineage: Eukaryota; Metazoa; Chordata; Actinopteri; Syngnathiformes; Syngnathidae
Gene: scap
Product: SREBF chaperone
Exons: 23
Coding region: 1271-5095 (1274 amino acids)
Biological process (GO): regulation of cholesterol biosynthetic process; SREBP signaling pathway
Cellular component (GO): endoplasmic reticulum membrane; SREBP-SCAP complex; Golgi membrane
Molecular function (GO): sterol binding; protein binding
Source: RefSeq, a predicted model, not a curated record
UAAGUUAAUAAAAACACAUUUUAUCGUAGUAUAACGUAGAAUGAUUUCCUGACAUGUGUAUCGGUAAUUGAUGUAUCAACAUAUUGUGAGAGAAUCAGUUUUGUGAUCCUAUCGCAAAUCGUAUCGGGAGGUACCAUCCCGAUAGCACCUCAACGAUUAAUCGAGUUACAGUGGCGUUGGAAUGUUUUGUUUUGAAAGUGUUUGUAUUUUAUUGCAUUUUAUUGAUAUGGGCGGAAACACUGCCCUUUAGUGGCGACAGUGAAUGUGACACAACUCAUUUCACAUGGCUGAGUCCACCUGCUCCCUGUUAGGACCAAUAUAAGCUAAGUUUUUGUUUGAGCUAAUGUUUUUUUUAAUGUAUUUGUAAUUUAGUCCAUAGGUAUAUUUAGCCGUUUUUUGUGGGAAUAUGUGUUUAAACCAUUUGCUAAGAGCAUUGUUAAAAAAAAAAAAAAAAAAAGUUAACAUUUUAUAGCAUUUAAGCUAGCAAACUUUUGCUAUGUAAGUUAGCCAAUUGAUCUUUUGUUGUACUUAGAUCCUUGUUUAUUUAUUUAUUUUUUAUACCGUUUGAGACUCCGCGCAGGUAUUUUAAUGUAUGUUACUUAUCCGAUUACUCGAUUAUUCGAACUAACUAGUCCAUCGAUUAAUCAACCACUAAAAUAAUCGAGAGCUGAAGCCCUACACCCCGAAUACUCGGUAUUGGCAGAUCUUAUUAGGUGACUCGGACUUAAAACCGGCUGCUGGUAUAUAUGAUCGGGACAAUGCUAGUUAUAAUAUCGUUAAUAAUUUUUUAACGAAAUGUAUUGUCUGUGUUAAGUGUGAAAUAUGUGUUGCUAUUCACAAUUGUCUCACAUGCAUUACUCGCGCACGGUAGGCCAAGAUAGGGACAUCUUGAGGUCUAUUGGUGGUACUACUACGGAAUAUGGAAUCCCUAGCAAUGUUGAAAGUUAGCGCAACUUUGGGCCUAUCUGCUGGCCAAAAUGUGCAUUGCAGCAACAGGUCAAUUUACAGCGAUGAUAGUUUUUUUUAAUCGUUUUGGCGAUAUUUAUUGUCAUAUUGUGCAGCACUUGGUGAGAGUGUUGAAAUGUCGGUGAACUCAUUGUACAGUCAGUCAGUCGAGCGUGCCGUGGGAGUGUUUAAUGAUUAAUAGACGGAAAUAAAUCACUGUCAAGUAUUGCAGGGUGGCCUCGCUCGCCGCAGAACAUCCGACGAGGCUCACAAACGCACAACAGCCAUAGAUUACUUAAUGACGCUCAUGAUUACGUGAAUAGUCAUGCUGCUGAAACCUGGACAUGACUUCAGGGCUGCCAUUUUAGGAAGCGUGGUUGACAGGAGGACCGUUAAUGUCCCGCGGCGCCUGCUCGGCCGCCGCCCCGCCCACUCCGAUGGCCGGGAGUUGACGCCGCCCACCGCCGCGAUGCUGCGCGAGCGGCUGAGGGAGAAGAUCUCGGCGGCUUUCUACCGCCACGGACUGUUGUGCGCAACCUACCCGGUGCCCAUCAUCCUCUUCACCUCAGUCAGCAUCCUCACCUGCUGCUAUCCGCUACUUAGGCUUCCCCUGCCCGGGACGGGUCCCGUAGAGUUCAGCACCAAUGUGCGAGACUACAGUGUUCCCAGCCACGAACUUGAUGGAGACCUUGGAGAACAGCCUGACUGGUACCAGGGACCGCCGGUGGCCUACAUUCAGCAAGUGUUGGUGAAGGCGGCGGUGUCGCCGUGGGACAGCAGCCUGGUGCCGGUGGACGUGUUUCGCUCGCCGCUGGGGCGAGUCUUCGCCCUGCUGGACGACAUCCGCAACCACGUCCACGGCGACAGCGGGUCUGGGCUUCGCAGUCUGGAGUCGCUGUGUUUGAGGGUGGCGGACCUGUUGCCGAGUUUGCGGCGAAUGCGGUCGGUGCUGCCGGAGCACGGAUGCCUGCUGGUGUCGCCCGGCAACUAUUGGAAGAACCAACGCGAGCUCUUCGACGCCGAUCCCGACCCGUUAAAGAGCAUCCAGAAGCACGAGCCUAAAGGACUGCACACUUCGGCGACGCUCAGAGACCUGUUGUUUGGAGUUCCAGGAAAGCUCACGGGCGUGAGUCACUACAAUAAGAAGAGGGUAGUGACGUACACUAUCAGCAUGGUGCUUUCCAGCUACGACGCAAGGUUCCUGGGAAGCCUCCGCGCUCGUCUGAAGCAGCUACACCCAUCCACCAACUGCAGCCUGAAGAACGAGCGCAUGGUCCACGUGCACUUCAAGGAGGAGAUCGGCGUGGCCGAGCUCAUCCCGCUGGUCACCACGUACAUCAUCCUCUUCGCUUACAUCUACUUCUCCACACGUAAGAUCGACAUGGUGAAAUCCAAAUGGGGUCUGGCUCUGGCCGCCGUAGUCACCGUACUGAGCUCGCUGCUCAUGUCCGUCGGCCUGUGCACGCUUUUUGGCCUCACGCCCACUCUGAACGGAGGGGAGAUCUUUCCGUACCUGGUGGUCGUGAUUGGUGUGGAGAAUGUCCUGGUCCUCACUCAAUCUGUGGUGUCUACGCCUGUAGAUCUGGAGGUUAAGAUCCGUAUUGCUCAGGGCUUGAGUAACGAGAGCUGGUCCAUCAUGAAGAACAUGGCCACCGAGCUGUGCAUCAUCCUCAUUGGCUACUUCACGCUCGUGCCGGCCAUCCAGGAGUUCUGUCUAUUCGCCGUGGUGGGCCUAGUGUCAGACUUCUUCCUGCAGAUGUUCUUCUUCACCACCGUGCUGUCCAUAGACAUCCGCCGCAUGGAGCUGGUGGACCUCCACGGACACAUGCGGACUGAGGAGAGUCUAGCCACAACCAAGCCCCCUCCUAUGCGCACUCGGACCCCGCGACCUCCUCCGCGGCCCCUUCCUCACACCAUCACCCUGCAGACCCCUGCGAGGAACCUGAGACCCCCCAAGAGGCUCCGGCUUGUCUACUUCCUGGCUCGUACGCGCCUGGCUCAACGAAUAAUUAUGGUCAGCACAGUGAUCUGGAUUGGCAUUCUGGUCUACACCGACCCGGCCGGAGUGCGCACCUAUCUCGCCGCGCAGGUGUCGGAGCAAAGUCCCCUGGGAGAGGAUGGGGGUGGAGGCUUGAACCCUCACCUGGAAGUGGGGCCCGUCAUCCGCGGAGGAGACCCAACCAGCACCCUCACAGACCGCUUAACUCCGGACCCGACGCCUCUACCUGACAGCCAAGCACAGGGACCCCCCGGCGCUAAAGCUAAACCCCAGUCCCCACCGGCAGUACCCCAAAUCACCUGGGGGCCAGAAGACGAGGAAGGAUGGAGGCGUCUCUCCUUCAGACACUGGCCUUCACUCUUCAGCUACUACAACAUCACUUUAGCCAAGAAGUACAUCAGCAUUUUGCCCGUGAUUCCCGUCACCAUUCACCUGAGCCCCCAGGAAGCCAUCGAUGGGCGCCACCCUCAGGACACCAAGUUUACUUUUCCUCCCAUUCCCAAGGUGGCGGCAGAUCUCCAGACGGACUUGACGCUCUAUAAGGUGGCCGCUCUGGGCCUGGCGGCCGGCGUCCUGCUGGUCCUGCUUCUCCUGUGUCUCUAUCGACUUCUUUGCUCGCGGAACUACGGCCAGAACCCCGGGCGUCGGCGCCGAGUGGAUCGGCCGUGCGACGGCUACGGAUACUUUCCGCCCGUCAGCGAGAUCUCGCCUCUCUUGCUGCGGGGCCACGGCAUGGACAUCGAAUGUCUGGCGAGUGACGGAAUGCUGCUGGCCAGCUGCUGCCUGGCCGGACAGAUUCGGGUUUGGGACGCUCAAACGGGAGAUUGCCUGACCGUCAUCCCCAAGCACGGGCCGAGGCGGGGCAGUGUUCGCCGGGUAAACUCUGGCUCCGAGGAUCCCGACGCCUUUCUGAGCGGCGACAGCCCGUCCGAGGAAGAAGACAACCAAAUGAGGCGUCGCCCCGCCCGCCGGCCUCUCUUCAAAGACCAACCGGACCUAACGUCCCUCAUCGAUACAAACUUCACCUCCGCGCAGUCCUGUGCACGGGAUGCCCGGCCCACCCGGCAGGGUUUCGACUUCGGCGACGGGGUAGCCCACGCCUACACGGCGCACAAACCACCCUCGCCGUCAAGUAUCGUCUCUCCCUCGCCUCCGCCGCCCGCUAGCGCGCCGCCCCGAACCCAGCCCGGCUUCGGGGACGAGUGUGAGGCGGUGCCCCCCGAUUUGGACGCGGGUUCGGUGUGGGCGUUGGAGCUCAGAGGGAACCUCAUCGUCGCCGGGCGGAGCAACGGAAAACUGGAGCUUUGGGACGCCUUGGAAGGCCGAUUGCGAUGCAGUAGCGAGGGUGUAGGAGCGUCCGGCAUCACGGCGUUAGCCUUCCUCAACAACAGAAUCGUGGCGGCGCGUCUCAAUGGCUCUCUGGACUUCUUCAGCGUGGAUCUGCUUCAGUAUCGAGGGACCCCCGGCAGCGUCCCUAUGUCGCCCUGCUACAGCAGCGACGAUGCCAUCAGCUGCCAGCUGACGCGCUCGGUGCAGUGCGCCCACCAGAAGCCCAUCACGGUUCUGAAGGCCGCUGCCGGCAGGGUGGUCACCGGGAGCCACGACCAAACCGUGCGGAUUUAUCGACUGGAGGACUCGUGCUGCCUCUUCACGCUGCAGGGACACGCGGCAGGCAUCACCGCUGUCUACAUUGAUGAGACGAUGGUCCUGGCGAGCGGCGGGCAGGACGGCGCCAUCUGCCUGUGGGACGUGCUGACGGGCAACCGCGUCAGCCACGUUUACGGUCACCGCGGCGACGUCACCUCGCUGGUGUGCACGCCGCUUUGCAUCAUCAGCUCGGGUUUGGAUGACCUCAUUUGCGUGUGGGACAGGAGUACUGGUAUCAAACUAUACCGAAUACAGCAGGAGGCCGGCUGCGGUUCCAGUCUGGGGGUGAUUUCCGACUCGCUGCUCGUAACGGGCGGUCUGGGCUGCGUCUCUUUCUGGGACCUGAACUACGGAGACCUGAUCCAGACGGUCUACUUGGGCCCCAGUAGCGACGGUCAGGGUGUGAGGCAGCUCCUGGUCCUCAACAACGCCGCUAUCGUUUGCGACUUUGGCAGCGAGCUCAGUCUGGUCUUCGUGCCGUCGGUUCUGGAGAAACUAGACUGACGCGGAGUGGUAAUCUCGACGUGGUUACGGACACAUCCGUUAUUUAUUGGAGGUACUUAUGUUUAUGAAGAAAUACUACAUGAACAUAUUGUUUACGUUGCGAGAUACGGAAGACAUUUUGGUUUACAUAUCUACAAAGUUGCACGUGCUAGGAAAGACAUUGGAAAGCCUGGUGCACUUAACCCUUUAUAGGGCAAUUUUUGGUUCUUGAAAAAGAAAAAAAAACUUAACCCCUUAAUGCCUUAAUUUACUUUGAACAAAUAUACAUAUUGUACAUACAGUACCUAUACAUAUACAGGUAGUCCACGGGUUACGACACUGGUGUCUUGUCCACUUUUUUGUUUCGUUUUUUUUUCUGUUCUUUUUGUUGCAUAAAAAGUACAUUAUUGUACCUCACCGUAUCUUAUUUUUUACUUUAUUAAUCUGACGUGUUCUUCCGUCACUAAACGUGAAGUUGUUCAGCUUGACAAUUUGUAAAGCUGUAACACACAUAUGUACACUUAUGUUCAAAACGACACGCAUUUUAACAUUGAAACACUUGACACAAAACAGUUGGUGUUCAAACAUCCAUCUAGUCUGAUCAAUAUUUAAAUUUAGUGAUUAAAUUAGCCUAAUUUGCCUAAGAAAAGUCAGCUAUCUUAAAUGCUACGAAUGCUAAUGUAUUUACAAUUCUAAUAGCAAAUUGCUCACACGUAACGCCACAAACUGUAGCUCUAAAUUUGAAUUACAAAUGCAUAUACCAACUUAUAUUAAGUGAAACAACUUACAGCCUUACAGUGGGGCAAAUAAGUAUUUAGUCAACCACUAAUUGUGCAAGUUCUCCCACUUGAAAAUA